AUGUCGUUGAUCAGCAACAAUAAAAUCAAGAAGCCAACAAUUAUGGAUCAGCUACUAUCUGAUUCCUUAUUCCCACCCACUCGACCUCGUCCCCCUCCCAACAACAACAGUGGCAUUCAAGCAACCGCAACAGCAAUUGACAGAGAGCAGCAGUCAGAAGACGAAACCAAGAAAGAUCCAUUGGCAAGCAGAGUUUGGAGAAUGUAUACAAAAGCAAAGGAUACGCUACCAAACGGAUCCAGAAUGGAAAACCUAACCUGGAGAAUGAUGGCAAUGACAUUGACCAAGAAGAAACUAGCUGAAGAAGAAGAAGCAGCAUUAAAAGCAAAAAGAGAAGAAAAGGAGCAAGCUGAAGCCAUGAAUGUUGAUCAACAAAACAACCCAACAACACCUCCUGUUGCUGAUGACACUACCGGCUUAUUAUCUUCGUCCGCCCCACCUUACACAAUGGUGGAUUUCUUCAAUACCAAUCAACAACAUCAACAACAUUCUCAUCAAGAUGACUAUGGCUCAAUGCAUGAAAACAAAACCAAUGUGCUCAUUACUGGAAGCACACGAGCGAUAACUGGCAACUAUAACGUCCCCAGGUUCAUUCCUGUCAAAAGAAGAGUGAAUUACGAUCAGAAUAACAGCAUCACUAUACCGUCGCUGGAUGAAGAAGUCGAGGAAGAAGAUGAUGACAUGGAUAGCACGACUAAACAAGAUGUUGUGGAUCCUUAUUCAUUAGACGAAGAAGACUUCAAUGCAUUUACUGGUAAUAAUGGCCAGGCAGCCCCCACAUCGCAGCCUUAUUUCAAUAGUGUUCUAAACGAAGGAAGCUACGCAUUCAACACCAAUAAGCCCUCAUUACUUCAGCAUCAGACUAGCCAGUAUUCGCCAACAACCCCUCCGGUCGCAUCUAGCUCAUUCUACUUUGAUUCAUCUGCUCAAAAUGCAUUACUGCCUAUGCAGUCUCCAUCACUCGCAUCUCUACAACAUCAGCAACAGCAACAUCAGCAGCAGCAAUCACUCAGCACAAAUGCCGGAAGCUUAAGCUUUGAAGACAUCUUGAACGUUUAUUACAGCCAGCCCAAUGUACAAACGCCGGAUGCUUUUGAUACGUCGUCUACAGCUGGUAUCCUGCAUUUGCAGUCUGUUCAUCUUUCGUCGUCCGUAACAGGAGGCUCAACUUCAGCAUCUCCUCCACCAUCUGUAUCGUCGCCACACUCCAUGUCAAGUUCAGAAUAUCAUAGUCUCGAGGAUGAAGACUUGGAUGAGGACGACAGUAAAAGAUUCACUAGCAGGUACAAGAAACCCAAGUCGAUUAGUGGAAUUCGCCAGCAACAGCAGCAAGCGUCCAGCAAUAGCAAAUCUGGCCAUGUUGCAGCUAAAACGCAAUGCUCCAAUUGUCAGACUACAACAACACCACUUUGGCGUCGUGAUCCUGAAGGUCAUCCACUCUGUAAUGCAUGUGGACUAUUUCUUAAAUUGCACGGUGCAGUAAGACCCCUUAGUCUCAAAACAGAUAUCAUUAAAAAGCGCAAUCGUGGCAGUGCCAGUGGAGCAAGCAGUAGCAACAAUGGUGGUACAGCAUCGAGUAGCAAUACAACUAGUAAAUCAAACCAUAAGUCAAUCAAGAUGUAUGGCAAAAGGCAUCAGCAGGCGGUGGACGCUAGAAAAGAGGAAAGUAGCAUCAAUAAAUCCUUGUUAGAUCGAAGAAACACGGUUCACAUUGCACCCCAUCAAUCCAAUGCCGGUAAUCACAGGCCAAUGCUACCAGCAAAACCUAUCAGUCUAACAGCAAAGAGACAGAGAUGCACGUCAGAUAGGUUACCUUUUAGCAACAAUCAUCUGUUAUCGUCACCACCCACACCAGUAAGCAAUAACUUCCCUCUUCAGCAGCAGCAGCAGCAGCAGCAAAUCUCUCCUAUUGCUACACCUCUGACAUACACAUCUUCCCCGCCACCCACAGCGCAGAUACCCACGGCUGUUCCAUUGACGCAAUCGAUAGCAACUACACCCACAACCGAAUCGCCCGCCAAUCUACCUGCUGCGUCUGCAACCAAUGCAGCGGUUUAUGCUAUACUGGAGUCCAUUGGUAUACAUCUAAAUAGCUUACCUGUUGAAUUAUUGCCAUUGAUUGCUUCAGCAGCCAACUAUCAUGCGGCCAACAAACAGCGGAUACAAGAGCAAGAGCAAAAAGCAAAUGUACCAUCAUUGUUAAGCAAUGUUUUAUAUCAGCAACAACAGCAACAACAGCAACAAGACGGGCUGUCAUCAUCGGCAUCAUUAUCGUCAAGUAGUCAAAAUUUUUCUCAGUUUGCACAACAGUUUCCGCAAUUGCAACAGUUGCAACAGCAACAGCAACAACAACAACAACAACAACAGCAACAGCAACAAAAACAACAACGUGAUUCCUUAAACAAUCAGCAUUCACCCUGA
This is a messenger RNA of Mucor velutinosus, 2421 nucleotides long. RefSeq names its product spermidine resistance protein. NCBI's taxonomy places the organism in Eukaryota, Fungi, Mucoromycota, Mucoromycetes, Mucorales, Mucoraceae. Bases 1 to 2421 code for a protein of 806 amino acids. Gene Ontology annotation, molecular function: RNA polymerase II cis-regulatory region sequence-specific DNA binding; zinc ion binding; DNA-binding transcription factor activity, RNA polymerase II-specific. Gene Ontology annotation, biological process: negative regulation of transcription by RNA polymerase II; positive regulation of transcription by RNA polymerase II. The transcript is spliced from 2 exons. The record is from RefSeq and is a predicted model, not a curated record.